AUGCUCGCAAACGGUGGAGGCACACUAGCGGCUUCCGGUGGAUGUGUUGCCGGAACAGCUCCGCAAACAACCUCAAUUUUUAGCCCGUCGAAUGGUAACGGCACCACCAAUGGUAUGACGGCUGCGCAAGCUGCCGCAGCUUCAGUUGCCGCCGAUUUAGCGUCUCUGUUUGGUACGGCCGGAAUUCCGUCUGCGAUUAACUGCGCUUCACCGGGAAGUAGUGGUGGUGGAGGUGGCGCCGGUGCAACUGCACAACUCGCCUCUCUGUUCGAUCCGUCAAGUGCGGCACUCUCAUCGCAUUUAUCGGCUGCUGCUGCGUUCAAUCCGUUAGCCGGAAUGACCGAUGCGGCCACCUUACUACAACUCUCUCAGCUAUUCGCCGCACAACAACAGCACUCAAUCGUGCAACAACUUCAUGCCGUUCAACAACAGCAUCAACAAAACAUUCAGAAUCAUCAGCAUCACCAAUCACAACAACAACAACAACAACAACUGCAACAAAUCCAGCAGCAGCAGCAGCAGCAAUCUAUCCAGCACACCAAUUUAAUACCUCAACCUCAUCAACAACAACAACCGCAAAAUACACCA
This is a messenger RNA of Anisakis simplex (herring worm), 588 nucleotides long. Lineage: Eukaryota; Metazoa; Nematoda; Chromadorea; Rhabditida; Anisakidae. The record is from the annotation of a GenBank genome assembly.